CAUUUGUUAUGAGAAUCAAACAAAUUAAAAACUUCCGUAUUCUGUUAACCAACAGGAUAAGGGAUGUAAACUCAUAAAAAGAAAUGCUUUUUUACACACAGGGCGUUACAACACUGCAGAAUUUUAUUUUAUUCUUGUUCAUUCCUCGUACAUCUCAGGGGUGUGAUGGAAAUCAUGGUUGUUGUUCGGGAUAUGCUUGGAAUGAAACAUCACAAACAUGUUCUCCAUGCAUGGACGGAUAUGUUGGACUUAAUUGCGAGAAGACCUGUCUGUAUCCUAAAUACGGUUUUAGAUGCCAACACAUUUGUAACUGUAACCAGACUAACUGCAAUUUUUCCAUAGGCUGUCCUUUGCCUCAGACUGCUGACAUACCCAAUGGAACAUAUUCUAACGGAGAAACACAGAGUAUUUAUUCUUCCUCAGGAUCGACAACAGUAUUCAGGAAACGAGAAAGACAUUUAAAGAAUAAUAUUGUUUCUUUGAGUGCUUUAGUUGUUUCUUGUUCAUUAAUUUUUAUCGUCAUCGUUUACGUUAUUUGUCGGACACUAAAGUCAAAAGGACGAGGCAGUUUUCGACAUCCUAGUGAGGAUACAGGAGACAUACCUCAGGCAAAUGAAAAUCAUUAUUCUGAGAUCAAGGAAACGAAUAUGGUAACCCAGAUCGACAUGAAAAUGUAGAAAUGAAUCCAUAAUUUAUUUUUAUUGUGUGUAACAAAUAAAAAAAAAUUAAAAUUAGAA
Molecule: messenger RNA, 737 nt
Organism: Saccostrea cuccullata (small rock oyster)
Lineage: Eukaryota; Metazoa; Mollusca; Bivalvia; Ostreida; Ostreidae
Exons: 4
Coding region: 84-677 (197 amino acids)
Source: RefSeq, a predicted model, not a curated record